Molecule: messenger RNA, 603 nt
Organism: Pelobates fuscus (common spadefoot toad)
Lineage: Eukaryota; Metazoa; Chordata; Amphibia; Anura; Pelobatidae
Product: double-headed protease inhibitor, submandibular gland-like
Exons: 6
Coding region: 54-494 (146 amino acids)
Molecular function (GO): protein binding; serine-type endopeptidase inhibitor activity
Source: RefSeq, a predicted model, not a curated record
AGAAGAUAGUUGAGAUUUGAAGCCUCUAAGGAGAAAGUAAAAGCUGCAGUACAAUGAGUGCUAUCUGUGUUACUGGUUUGGUUCUUUUAUGCAUUAUCAGCUUUUCUGGUUUCUCAUCUGUUACAGGAUAUGAGGUUGAUUGCAGUAAUUUCAAGAAUGAAGUUCCUGGUGUUGGUUUGGCGUGUCCCAGAUUGUACAAACCACUUUGUGGAACUGAUGGAAAAACCUAUAGCAACAAAUGCAUGAUGUGCAGUGACAAACUGAGACUGAAGAAAGUAAUUGCUGUCAAACAUAAGGGAUCUUGUGACAUUCAAGGAUCUAAGCUUGACUGCGAAAGAUUCCGUGAUUCAAACAUCUGCACAUUGGAAUUUUCACCCCAUUGUGGAUCAGAUGGAAUCUCAUACAGCAAUAAGUGUGUAUAUUGUCAUGGCCAAAAUAAGAAUCCAGGAUUAUCUCUUCUGUUUACUGGACAUUGUUAUGAUGACCAAGAUUGAAUUUAAUAAACAAUACAUUUAUUUGAAGAUACAACUGGGGUGUGGUUAUACUAAUCAUAUAUUGUUCAGGAGAUGUUGGACAUGCAAUAAAUACAUAAUAAUAUAUGGC